Molecule: messenger RNA, 3153 nt
Organism: Eriocheir sinensis (Chinese mitten crab)
Lineage: Eukaryota; Metazoa; Arthropoda; Malacostraca; Decapoda; Varunidae
Product: protein Wnt-2-like
Exons: 7
Coding region: 129-839 (236 amino acids)
Biological process (GO): positive regulation of JNK cascade; multicellular organism development; canonical Wnt signaling pathway
Cellular component (GO): extracellular region
Molecular function (GO): frizzled binding; cytokine activity
Source: RefSeq, a predicted model, not a curated record
UCACCCCAUCUUUCCUUUCCCCCAGGACGGUGUCGUCAGCGGGGGUCCUGGGCGCCCACCUGCUGUGCUCGCGGGUGCCCGGCCUCACGCCCCGCCAGAGCCGCAUCUGUACGCGGGCGCCUGACGCCAUGGUGGCCAUCAGUGAAGGUGCGAGGGCGGGCCUGCGAGAGUGCCAGCGGCAGUUCCAGCAUCAUCGGUGGAGCUGCUCCCUGGCGUCUACCAGCAGCAGCGCGUUCGGCCACAUCGUUCUUGUGGGGAGCCGCGAGGCCGCCUACAUGUAUGCGGUGACCAGCGCGGGAGUCACCCACAGCGUCACGACCGCCUGCUUUCGUGGCAACAUCUCCACCUGUGGCUGUGACGACCGCAGGCGAGGGCGGUACAGUUCUUCCGGGUGGAAAUGGGGCGGCUGCAGCGCCGACAUUAGGUUCGGGGUCAGGUUCGCGAAGAAGUUCCUGGACGCCCGCGAGGUGGAGGGGGACGGCCGCGCCCUCAUGAACCUGCACAACAACCGGGCGGGACGCAGGGCGGUGCGGAGCGGGAUGAGGACGGAGUGCAAGUGCCACGGCGUGUCGGGCUCCUGCACCGUCAAGACCUGCUGGAAGACCCUCCCGCCCUUCACCUUCAUCGGGAAGCACCUCUUCCACAAGUACAGGAAGGCCAAGUCCGUCUCAGUGCAUAAGGCCUGGAGCACCGCUUCACGAGGAAGUAAAUCUGCAUUCCCGACGAGACGAGCGGCGAGGCGGCACCGCGGCUCCAGGCGGGGCGGCGGCUCCUCCGACACCCGCGUCAUGCCCUUCAGCUUCCAGCAGGUGUGGCCAGGUGUUGCAACCCUCCAAUAAGCACCUGUACCAAUCUGGAUAGAGAUGUGUAGUUCACAGUGUAAGGACAAUCCAGUUGCCAGUCAAACAUCUGGCACUGUUCCCCAAAAGAGCUGACAAACUCCGAGCCAAGUUUUUUUUUCUUUACACUCUGACCUAUAGCGCUGGUAGGCUUUCUUCAGGGGCCUGGUGGUUGACCCAAGCCCGUCAUGGCGCAGGGAAGUGUUUAUAGCAGCACCAUUUCUUCUUGGCUCAUGCUGCCUGCCGGAGCUCAUUCUUGAUUCACUUGGACAGUUCCUCUAGAGUUGGGGUAGAUAGGUGAUCUUCAGGACAGCACGUGGGUAGCCUUAUGUCACUUGGCAAUGACUGAAAAAUCCCAGGUGGUAGCAGAAGAUUUGAACCCGCAUUGUCCAGAACUUGGUGAACGCAGGACCUGCACACUAACCAUUCAGCCACUGCCUCUCUGUUCCAACAUGAGUAAAAAAUGAGAGGCCAGAAGAGAGUGGUUGAUCUCAAAUGGAGAAGUGUCUAGAUAGGCAGGAGGAAAUAGAUGAAGGAGGGCUGCUCUGGAGUUAACCUGCAUAAGGAAUUAGGAUAGUAUAGAGACGAGUAGAACGUUAUGUAAAAAGGGACCACAGUAGAGGUGGAGGCAUGUAGUUAGCAAGCUUAGAAGGGCAAUCAUCAUGAAAAUGUCUGUAGAAGACAGAGGGGCAACAUUGCAGCAGAGUUUGCUUUAGAAGAAGAGAGUUUAGGUUUGACUCCAUCGAGUCCAAAACAGCUAUGUGAGUGAAGCCCCUCCUAUAUGAAAUGCGCUCUCCAUACGAGGACAGACAAGGCCCCUGGAUAUCAUUUGUGAGGGGUAAAAAACUGAAAGACUAAUACAGAACACACAACUUCAAAGAAGCUGAUUUAGGAAGAGGUGAGAUGAAAUUAUGAGUUGAGGAUAGACCAAAUAUGUUUAUUGUUUAAGUGGACAGCUGAGUGUUGUCAUAGAAUAGGGAACAGAUGUUCGGAAUUCUAUCCCUCUGUUUUUAUAUCGUGUUUCCUUUCAAGCUAAUCUAUCUUUGCUAUGGUAAUCCUGCCACUGUCGUCCCCUAAACCUCUCAGCACCUGUAUUCUGUACGACUAUUUUAUUUCCCUCUCUGAGGAAAAAGUCAAUUUCUCCGCCUAUCAACUGAACAAAUUCCAUCGUCUAUUCCCUAGUCUUCGACCACACUCAGCGGUCCCUUUCCUCUACACUAAAUAUUCUCUGUCUAUCCUUAACUCAAAACAUUAACUGAAAACUUAUUUCAUCUCUUGCUAAAUCAGAUUCUUCGAGGUUAUGCAUUUGUAUCGUUUUCACCAGUUCUAUUCCCCCUCACACAUGCUGUCCACAUACAAGGGUCUUUUCUGUCCUCAUAUGGAGUAUGACAGAAGUCUUAGACAAAUGGUGGAAAAUUCUGUAGGAUCAAGGUCAUGGGCACUAGAGGAAGUGCCAUCUUGGCAUACAUAGAUGCAGCAUCCAGCUUGGAUUGAAAGCUGGGAUGAAGAUAGCGAGAGACAUACAUCACGGCAGCCACUAAUGGACUGGAGUUGUCCAAGAAACCCCCCAAGAAAGCCUACCAUCACUAUUGACGAUUACUGUCAGUAGCCCCAGAGACCCGUGUUUCAGUUAAGAAGAAGAGGUAAAGGAAGAGGAGGUAAAAGAGGAGAGAUGAUGUUCUACAGGAUGGAAACUGAAGCAAAGAUCGUGGAUGUUGCAAAAUUUGGAAAAAAAAAACUGAUUUUCACAAUGUAUACAACAAGCUGAACAUUUUAGAAUACCUUGGAAGAAGGAAGGCUGGGAGGAUCGAGGCAGGCACGGGCAGUAUACUGGCAGGAGUGAGGACAGCACAGCCUCUACCAUGAUUGAGUUCAGAAGAGCAGACUUCAGGGCAGGCUGAUAGAUGUGAUGUGAUUAUAUAUGAGCAAUUUUUUGAAUAAUUGCAGUGGUUCGUUGGACUCACAAAACUCACAGAGCUCACAAAAUUUAUGUCUCUCUCACAAGUAGACUUGCUAAGGGUAGUGUCAGAGUAUUUUUGUAGGGGGUUAUUUCUUUCUACACUCGCAUACUCUUCCUGACAUUGAGCUUCAUACUACACUUCCUGGCAUUGAGGUCCAUCUGCCACAUCCCAGCCAAAUCAUACAACCCAUCAAGCUUGCCAUGCAACACACUAGCAUAUUGGUCUGUUCUUAUUUCUAAUCUGCUGACCAAUGUUAAAUUUCACCAACCUCUCCUCAUGCACUAUAUAAUUAUUGUGCUAGACAAGGCAUCAAUCUGACUUCAGUAUUUGAAUCCUCUAUUAUUUUUAUAUAC